AUGGGGGAUAUUAUGGUAGGUAGGUAUUGGUGUUACAGUUGCUUUCAAAUGGUGAAUCCAACGAUAGAGCCCGAGAUCAAAUGCCCUUCAUGCGAAUCCGGAUUUGUCGAAGAAAUAUCCAGCAUGAGACCUUACUCCAACACCAAUGGCAUUGAUUCAGCAUCAGACAACAAUUUUUCCUUUUUGGCUCCAAUUCCAAUCUUGCUCGGUAUAAUCAGUGGUUUAGGCACUACGCGGUCGCGUAUAGCAGGCAGGGAUCGAGUCGAUACUAACAACACAUCACAGGAUGCAUUGGAUGAUGAACUAGGAAGAGAUUUUGGAGCCCUGCUUAUGAGGAGGAGGAGGAGGAGAAGCUCUUCGGCUCUUCAUACGCUUUAUGAUACGCCCAAUGCAGCAGUCUCUGAACCAGAGAAUCCUGAAAAUAAUAGACAAAGGAGAGAUAGAUUGAUCUUAUCCAAUCCGUUCAACGACGGUGCUUUGAUUGUUCACGCUUUGUUUGGUGAUUACUUAAUGGGACAUGGUUGGGAUCUUUUGUUGCAGUAUUUGCCGGAGAAUGAUAUUAACCACCAUAGUGUUCCACCGGCACUGACGGAAGCGAUUGAAGCAAUACCAAAUGUUACUGUGGAUGACAUAUUGCAUUGUUCUGUAUGUUUGGAGGAUAUUGAGAUUGGAAGUGAAGCAAAAGAGAUGCCAUGCAAACAUAAAUUCCAUAGUGGAUGUAUUACUCCGUGGCUGGAACUUCAUAGUUCUUGUCCAGUAUGCAGGUAUAAGCUGCGUUGGAAUUAUUCGGAGAUCGAGCCAAACGUUACCAGAAAUGGCGAGGGGAGAGUCGGCGUUGCAGAUGCCCGGAAUGGUGUAGAAAUAGGGAUCGGGAGGCAGUACUGGAUCCCGAUUCCAUGGCAUUAUGAACGUUUACUGGCCUUACAGGGAUCUGGAAGUGGUUCUACUUCAGCUUCAUCGGCUUCAUCGUUGGAGGCUUUGCCGGGGAGCGAAAAUGCACCUCAGACAAAUGAAAAUUGAUUAUUUUUCUUUCUUUCUUUUUCUUAUAUUUUAUUGUGUGUUUCUGGCCUUAGCCUGAAAGUUUUCUGCAGCAUACUUGCUGAUGUUGUGAC
Molecule: messenger RNA, 1112 nt
Organism: Hibiscus syriacus
Lineage: Eukaryota; Viridiplantae; Streptophyta; Magnoliopsida; Malvales; Malvaceae
Product: E3 ubiquitin-protein ligase SIRP1-like
Exons: 1
Coding region: 1-1020 (339 amino acids)
Biological process (GO): protein ubiquitination
Cellular component (GO): cytoplasm
Molecular function (GO): ubiquitin protein ligase activity
Source: RefSeq, a predicted model, not a curated record